AUGGGGAGUCUGGGGAUGUCUGAAGGUGUCCACCGCCAAAUCCUGUUCACGACGGUGGGCUGGUUUGUUGGAUACCACCUCAUAAAACGUUCGGAGUAUAUACACGCCAAGCGGGACAGAGAGCUGUUGGAGUAUGUCAGGCAACAUCCCGAGGACUUUAAGAUACAAGAAAAGAAGAAAAUAGGAGAGCUUUUGGAGGAUUUCUAUCCCGUUCGCUGAGGAUUUCUUCAGCAGCUGCGAGCUUGUGUCACCAAACACAGAGCUCCCAA
This is a messenger RNA of Tinamus guttatus (white-throated tinamou), 269 nucleotides long. NCBI's taxonomy places the organism in Eukaryota, Metazoa, Chordata, Aves, Tinamiformes, Tinamidae. The record is from RefSeq and is a predicted model, not a curated record.